AUGACACAGUGGAAGCACUUGUCCAGCAUACAAUUAGCGGAUGCACAAUUCGGCGUUCCCGGUAAUAUCGACGUGCUAAUUGGUGCUGACGUAUGGGGUCAAGUUGUCGAAACUGACUUCAAAUUUGGCGGUCCUUGUGAGCCGCACGCUCAACGCACUGCUUUCGGGUGGGUCAUAUUUGGCCCAGUUUCUGCAGCACAACCUUCAACGUUGCCAACUCUCGCAUUAAGUACGCAGCUAUGCGACGAGGACAUACACUUGGAGGAACUGCUCCGAAGUUUUUGGAAGUUAGAGGAAGUGCCCUCCCUAGAAUAUGAUGGAGAUGCCGAAUGCGAACCAAUUUUUGGUAACACCCACUCUCGCACACCUGACGGACGCUACGUUGUAUGCAUACCAUUUCGUCCUGAUUCGCCGGCUUUGGGAGAUUCUUAUACUCAUGCAUUACGACAGUUUUACCUUCUUGAGAGGCGACUGGCAGCAAAUAGUGAACUCCGGGAGAAAUACAUUGCUUUUAUGCGCGAAUAUGCAGACCUAGGCCAUAUGGAGCGCGCAUACUCAAUGAACGAUAAUGAAACGGGCUUUUAUAUCCCGCAUCAUGCAGUUUUGGGGAAGUACCGGCGUCUCCCUGAACGAAGUUCAGCUGGUAGGAACGACAAUACAAGAUCCGCUACUUAA
Molecule: messenger RNA, 675 nt
Organism: Rhagoletis pomonella (apple maggot)
Lineage: Eukaryota; Metazoa; Arthropoda; Insecta; Diptera; Tephritidae
Exons: 1
Coding region: 1-675 (224 amino acids)
Source: RefSeq, a predicted model, not a curated record